AUGUCUAUGGGUCCUGGACCAUCAUCUGAGGCAACGUCUGCUGCAUUGAAGAACUUGCAGAAACGGAAGAAGAAACCAAAGCUCAAUUUCUACCACACAGUGCUGGUAGUCCGUUAUCGCCAGCAUACCCAAUACCAAGUUAAUAAUGAUGGCUCUGUCAGCUAUACUCUGAAGCGUCUUCUCCCUCCUAAGAAUGCUAAAGCAACCAUCCUGGGCCAUUCUCAAACUCUCCAUGUGCACCAUCCGCUUCACCGAUUGCAGAAAUGGAACGGUCAAUACUUUGAGCAGAUUUCUCUGAAAACCCUGGGCCUUCGCAUUCAGCUUGGUCACACCACUGGCCAGCAAUGUGCCAAUCCUCACCGUGCUUUCAACGAUGAUUUUAUCAUUAUUGACACCUUCAGUAUACAUGAAGUGUCACUCAACUUCUGCAGUUGCACAAUAGCUGAAAGCCAUAUGCAACAGCUACUUCGAAUGUCAUUAUUUCCUUCAAUAAUCUCAGAUCCGAAAACUGCAGUGACAUUCCACAUUCUGGAGCAGUAUCACCUGCUCUCGUUUGAGUCAAAGUUAAGGUAG
Suillus subalutaceus is the source of this 573-nucleotide messenger RNA. RefSeq lists its product as uncharacterized. The record is from RefSeq and is a predicted model, not a curated record. The coding region runs from base 1 to 573 and encodes 190 amino acids. NCBI's taxonomy places the organism in Eukaryota, Fungi, Basidiomycota, Agaricomycetes, Boletales, Suillaceae. The transcript is spliced from 4 exons.